Molecule: messenger RNA, 5404 nt
Organism: Cyprinodon tularosa
Lineage: Eukaryota; Metazoa; Chordata; Actinopteri; Cyprinodontiformes; Cyprinodontidae
Gene: musk
Product: muscle, skeletal, receptor tyrosine kinase
Exons: 17
Coding region: 172-3084 (970 amino acids)
Biological process (GO): multicellular organism development; protein phosphorylation; cell surface receptor protein tyrosine kinase signaling pathway
Cellular component (GO): signaling receptor complex
Molecular function (GO): protein binding; transmembrane receptor protein tyrosine kinase activity; ATP binding
Source: RefSeq, a predicted model, not a curated record
ACACCAAGUGACUGAGCUGCCUCAUGUUUAUCUCAGAGUGCUCAUGGCUGUCCCCGGCACACAGCAAAGCAGCGAGAUCACCUCGUCACCUGCUAUGGGAAUCUAGCUGUCAGUUGGUUAUUUUGCUUCUUCUACCCAUGUUUUGUUCAGUAUAAUCAUUCUGGAGCUAGAAUGAAGACCUUGGUGCAAAUAUUUGUGCUUCCGUUGAUUCUAGUUACCUCAGCUUACAGCACACAGAAAGCACCUCGUAUCAUCACUUUGCUAGAAACAGUGGAUGUACUUCUGGAUCACAACGCCACCUUCAUCUGUGAGGUGGAGUCAAGCCCUAGCGCUUCUAUUACAUGGACCAAAAAUAAUCAGCCAAUCAUGUACUAUGACAGUCGAUACUUUACUAAGGAACAGGGCCAAAUAUUGAUCAUCCCUCACGUGAAAGACUCAGACAACGGGGAGUACUGCUGCAUUGCCAGUAAUGGCAUUGGAGAAGCUGCAAGGAGUUGCGGAGCACUUCAACUGAAAAUGAAGCCACAGAUCAAACGGCAACCUACCAAUGUAACUUUACUGAUAGAGUCUAAAGCAGUGCUGCCCUGUGUUACACUUGGAAACCCCAAACCAGAUAUCACUUGGCUUAAGGAUGAUGAGCUUAUCAAGAUCAGUGACCGCAUUACCAUUCUUGAUUAUGGGGCACUGAAAAUUCACAGGAUCCAGAAGGAGGAUGCAGGGGUAUACCGUUGUGUGGCCAGGAAUAGCUUUGGUUUGGCAUUUUCAAAGCCUGUCACCAUUGAAGUACAAACUCCAGCACGACUCCUGCGUUUUCCAAAAGAGAAAAGAGCAGAUUAUGGGAGCCAGGUAACCUUGGAGUGCAAUGCCACUGGAAAUCCUAUUCCCACCAUCACCUGGCUUGAAAAUGGGAAUGUUGUGUCUGGUGCCUCAGUGGAGGAAACCCUGGUGGGAGAUGUAAUACUGUCUGUUCUUAAAGUAACAGCAACUAAGUCAGCUUUGUACACGUGUGUGGCUUCCAACAAGCACAACAGUGGAACAAAUACUGUCAAAAAAAGUGCCACAGUCAUUGUUACAGACUGGAGACAUCAUCAACAACAGAUACCAGGCAAGCAAAAAGCCAUCACAGGCUACUGCAGCGCAUAUCGUGGAGACGUAUGUCGCAGAAUUCUCCAAGAAGAUUCCCUGGUUUUCUUCAACUCCUCCCUACUGGACCCCGAGGAGAUGCAGGAAUACCUGGUUCAGAGCUGGUUGGCUGAACUGGAAGGCCUCAGCGGGCUGUGUAGCCCAGCUGCACGUUCACUGCUGUGCCACUCUGCCUUCCCUGAAUGCAACCCAUCAGGUGUGGGAUCUACACCUAAACCGGUCUGCAGAGAACACUGCCUGGCAGUGAAGGAGCUCUACUGCCAUAAGGAGUGGUUGACACUGCAGGGGACUGGUUUGGUCGAAGCUGGACUUCUGAGUUCAGUCACAGGGUCCCAAACUUUCACUUCACUCUUACCCAAUUGUCAGGCCUUACCAAGUCUCCGCACUGAUGCCAAUGGCUGUACAUAUAUUCCCUUUGUAGAUUUACAAAAAGAUCAGAUAACAAAAACAUGUUACAACGGCAGAGGUCGUUUCUACCAAGGCAGUGUCAAUAUGACAAGAUCUGGAAUACAGUGUCAACCAUGGAACCAACAGAUUCCCCACCAGCACCGUCUAUCUGUGGAUGUCAUUCCAGAGUUGAUGAACGCAGAUAACUACUGUAGAAAUCCUGGAGGAAUCAGCGACAAACCCUGGUGUUACACCUCAGAUCCUAAUAUACGCUGGGAGUACUGUGCUGUGCCCCAGUGUGGGCAGACAAACACAGCUCCAGUUAAGAAGCCGGAGCUGAUAGUGCCUGAUCAGAUUCCUCGUCCCCCUCCCACAUCGACAUCAUCAUCGCCUGCCUACUCAAUGUCUGUCAUUGUUAUUGUCCUGACCUCAAUGGCAACUGCAGUCUUUCUCACAAUUAUCAUCCUUGGCUGCCACAGGCGACGGAAGCAUUGGAGGAACCGCAAGAGAAGAGAGAUUGGAACCGCAAAAUUGAGUGCUCUUCCAUCUGAACUGUUGUUGGAUAGACUCCAUCCCAAUCCCAUGUACCAGAGAGUUCCUUUGCUUCUGAACUCAAAGCUGCUGGCCCUCGAGUACCCGCGAAACAACAUCCAAUAUGUCAGAGAUAUUGGGGAAGGAGCUUUUGGACGCGUUUUUCAAGCCAGAGCACCGGGCCUCCUGCCGACGGAGCCUUUUACGAUGGUGGCUGUGAAGAUGCUGAAAGAGGAGGCUUCUGCCGAUAUGCAGAACGACUUUCAGAGGGAGGCAGCGCUUAUGGCCGAGUUUGACCAUCCAAACAUUCUUCGACUCUUGGGUGUGUGUGCUGUGGGUAAACCUAUGUGUCUAUUGUUUGAGUACAUGGCUCAAGGUGACCUUAAUGAAUACCUACGUCGGCGAUCGCCAACCCAAUCCGUGCGCACCCUCAGCCGGGCCAGCCUAUCAGCUCGCAGUUUCUCCUCUGAUGUGGAGGCAGGGUAUCUCACCUGCCCAGAGCAGCUGUCCAUUUCUAAGCAGAUUGCUGGGGGCAUGGCUUACCUAUCAGAGCGCAAAUUUGUUCACCGGGACCUUGCAACCCGCAACUGCCUGGUUGGAGAAGAAAUGGUUGUAAAGAUUGCAGAUUUUGGGCUUUCCAGAAAUAUCUACUCAGCUGAUUACUACAAAGCUAAUGAGAAUGAUGCCAUUCCCAUUCGCUGGAUGCCUCCAGAGUCAAUUUUCUACAAUCGUUACACAACUGAAUCAGAUGUUUGGGCUUAUGGUGUGGUGCUAUGGGAGAUCUUCUCACAUGGGAUGCAGCCAUAUUAUGGUAUGGGCCAUGAGGAGGUCAUAUAUUAUGUCAGAGACGGUCACAUCCUUUCCUGUCCUGAGAACUGUCCCCUAGAGCUGUAUAAUCUGAUGCGUCUUUGCUGGAGCACACACCCAUCAGACAGGCCGAGCUUUAGCAGCAUACAUCGGAUACUGGAGCGGAUGCAUCAAAACAGCCUGAGCACUAAUGCAGAGACUGAAGCUGAACCAUAGAGAAGCAUCAUGGGAAAUCCAGAAACUGUCAUUGAGCACAAGCAUAAAUAUAAAACAUGAAUUGUUAUGGUUAAUUCUUGUUUGUCUACUCAUCUGAGGACACCAUAUCCUAUUGCUUUUAUCCCCUUUUUAAUUUUAUAUAUUUGAGGAAUUUUUGCUCCCAGUUUACAGUGUAAAGUGUUUUUUCAUUCCCACCUGCUGCAGUGCAUUAAACAUAAACAUGCUAAAUGCUACAACAGCUGUGUGGCAAAAACCACAUCUUACAUCACAGUGGUUCAGAAAAAUGCCAUAAAGUUUUCAUUUACCCCUUAAAUGACGAUUUGGAGCUAAAAGACAUGAAGCAGCGACAUCAUGACAAAAAUGGUAGCCCUAUCAUUCCUUUUAGUAAACAUUUCCAGGACAAAAUGAGUCAUGUCGCACUGGUUUUUCAAAAAAUAAAUGAGCAACUCUUCUGAACUGAUUCUUUAAAGUGCCAUAAAUAUAAUUUCUAAUUGAGCUCCAGUACUUGGUAACUGAUGUUUAUCCAGUUUUUAAUUUACCACAGAACUUGGAAGUUAGAAUUAUGUACUGUCCAUUAUUUGUACACUAUAUGGCCACAAUGUUUCAUUCAUAACAAUGACAAAAAUGCUGUUCAUGUGACGAUUUUAAGUAUAUAAAAAGUGUUGAAAUGUGUUGUCCUAUAAAAACUUAAAAGGUAGUACAUGAAUGCCUGAUUUAGUGUAACAUACUAAGUAAGGAACUGUUUUAAAGUGUUAAAAUAGGAAAGUUUAACAACCAAUGAUGCAAAUAGAAGUUUUUUUGUGUUAACUUUUCUCAGAAUUCAAUUUUUUUAAAGCAUGCCCAUUGAAAUUUCCCUCAUAGAUAUGAGAUUAUGACUUCAUAGUACAAAAGGAACUAAAUUGAAUGUUUUCCCAAAGUGUUAUCAAAGUCCUGCAUAGUUUUACUAUUUUCUUUAUAAUCAAACACACUGAUAGUCUUCAGUAAAAUCACUUGAUCAUGCUGACUUUCUAUGACUCAGUCCAAACAGGAUUUCCAUGUCAGUGCAUUUAUUAUAUGUGAAAAAUGUUUUUUUAAGAAUGUUGUUCUGGUUAUAAAAAGUAUUUGUAAUGUGCUUUGAAUAUUGUAAGCCUUUCAGCUGCUCUCUGUGCAGCUGUCUUCUACCAAGAGCUUACUGGGUUUUGUUGAUACGUUGAUAAGGACAUCAAUGCAGUAUUUGGGAUUUAAUUGAGAAAACAUUAUUAUUUUAUUGAAGUUAUGUUUUGGUAUUUAUCCUUAGCAUUGACAGCCAUUUUCUUCCAGACCAGAAUACCUUCAGAUAUUAUAAAAAAUUAAAUAAUUAUCUUAGGAUGAAAACCAAUGCUGUAGAUGCAGCUGCAUAAAUUUUUCUUGUAAAUGUUCACAAAGAACGACGAUUAUUUUAAGUGAAUUUCUCCUUAGCUAUAGCCACUUGUCAUGUACUGCUUUUUUAAACUUGAAUCACAACUUCAUGGUUAUCUUCAGUAAUUUAAACAUUUUUUAGACUUUUUUUUUAAUUUGUGGGUCUUUGACUGUUGUUUUUUUCUAUAUUGUUUAACUUUUUUACAUGUUUACUGGAGAGAGAAGCAAAGAUAAAAAAAAAAUGCAGUCAGAGUACGACAUUAAAGAUAUGAAAAAAUAAUGUUAACUUUGCCUUUACAGUUGACACUAGCUUAUUCCACAGUGGCACACAAUCACUUUCAGCUGAUUCUCAUAGCUAUGGUAUAUUAUUUUCUAUUCCAGUUUGCAGAAUUCUACUUUUUAUGCGUCUGCUGGUUUUCAUUGUUUUGUUUUUUUCUGAAAUAAUUUUAUGUAAGAGCAAAGUUAUAGUAAAUUACGUCCUUGUUGUAAAGUUUUCAAAGUGCUUUAUUCUAAUGGGGAUUUUGUUAUCCCAUCUUUAUUAGAUCAAUUUAUGGCAUUGUUUAGAAAUAUAAAAAAUUAGAAUAAACUAACAUUAAAACAUUCAACAAAGAGGUUAAAUUACUUAUCUUUAAAAAAAAAAAAAGAUAAAUCUUAUCUAAGUAAUUAGACUUUGUAUUCGGACAACUUUAUUUUGCUGAUACACAUUAUGGAUUCUAUUAAUUAGAGAUUUGCAUUAUUGUAAUACAUUUGUUUUAUAUUCAUUUGUUUAUGGCUCCAGGAUAACCAACAGGCUUACUUCCUUUAUGAUUGUUGUGUGAUACUUUUAUUUGUCAUAAUACGUAAACUGUUAUUUAAUUCCUUUAUUCAUUUUUUCAUCUUUUAUUUCUAUUAAGUAAUAUACUUAUGUAUUGCAAGUGAAUAAAGAAAUAUUCAAUUUGUUUUA